AUGUUUCCGCUGCUGUUGCUGGCGUGGGUUGCGGGUGCCUAUGAGUACCCGAACUAUUGUUCGAAAGUGGGUGACGAAGACUUUGUGCAAGCUCGGACGAUCCCCGAAUUGUCUCAGGAGGCGGUGCGGUUAAAGACGGAGUUGGUUCAUGUCUCGACGAUUCUGCGCCACGGCGCUCGAACGCCUGCGGGGCGCUACCUCUGUUGGCGCGGCUAUGCGCCGCAGUGGAACUGCGACGUCGAAGAAAGCCUACGGCCACUUCUGACUGCGCGAGCGUUUGCACACACACGUACAGAAAUUACCGACUUGAUACCCCCAGUACCCGGGGAUGCAGACAUAAAGGCGGCCGGGGCGAGUGAUGCCCAAGUGGCAGAUACGGAAGCGCACGACCUUGACCUGUUCCCCGAAACCGCCACGCCUCAACUCAUGUUUCGAAAACACUAUGAUAGCGAUCCCGCGGCCAACUCUCUCGGAGGCACCUGCGGCAAGGGCCACUUGCUCGCCGAAGGCUUUGAACAACACGCCCACAUAGGCCAGCUCUUUGCCCAAUACUACCAGAAGAAUUCUACACCUCUCAUCGCGACCGACGCCAAAAACCAAAUCUGGUUCCGCUCCUCCGACAUGCAGCGAACCAUACUCAGCGGAGCCACUUUCCUCACCCAUUUCAUUCGAGCUAGUAACUUGACGGUGGGUGGUGAGAUCGACUUGCACACGAUGGACGAGGGGAACGACUUUAUCUUUCCGAAUGCGCAUGCGUGUCCGGAGUUACAGCAGUUGAAGGAGGACCUAUUGUCGAGUCAGACGUUCGCGGAGUUGCAGGCAAAGUACGAGGGUGUGGAGAAGUCGAUUGCGGUAUUGACGGGGUUGGAGGACGUGAAGGCAUUGUGGCCGGGAGAGUUCUUCGACUGUAUCAUGACGGCUGUGUGUGGCGACGAGUGGGCGUCCCUGCCUUCGAACCUUCGACCUAUGUGGCUCAGCAGCGAAGUGGAUACCAGCGAUGCGGCGAGCAACCAACAGAUUGGAAGCAACCUAGCGGGAAAUAACCAGAUGGGAACUAACCAAGCGGCGUCUAUGCGUUGGUCGGAUGCUUUUCAUGAAACGGUGGGGAAAACCUCAGCGGCGGUUAAUGAAUACGCCUCAUACCAAUACACGUGGAACGGUAGUCGAUACAGUCGGGCAGCAACGGUUAAGUUCAUGGUAGAGUUUAAAACAGAGUUAUGUCGUGCAUUGAUGAAACACGUAACCGCAGACCAUGAACCUGCUCAGGCCGCACGCAUCCUGGCCGACAUUAUUCCGACAGACGACCUUCAGGAAUUUUAUCGGCGUGUCGUCGCAUCCAGAACCAGCAUUACUACUCCUUUCGACGCCAAAAAAUUGGUCGUCUAUGCAGCGCACGACACAACAUUAUUACCCUUCCUUGCUUCCCUCGGAAAUGAAGACAUGUUCGACGCCACUUGGCCACCUUACGCCAGCCAAAUGAUCUUCGAGCUACAUGCCGCUACCAAGGACACGCCACAUCUUCGCGACCAGCCGGAUGACGACGACCAAUCGGAUGAUGUGGACAACCAAACAGCCUACUUCUUCCGCCUCAUCUAUAACGGUGUUAGUAUCACUGACCGUAUCCCCGCAUGCUCCAAGAGAAGAGUCGGCACCAGCGACCUCUGUGGUCUCAAAGCCUUUUUCCAUGCCACCUCUUGGGCCGCGCCGUCCAAAGUCACUGCUCUCUGCGGGUCCCCGACAGUCAUUCCGGACGUCGUGUACUAA
This is a messenger RNA of Gregarina niphandrodes, 1764 nucleotides long. RefSeq names its product histidine phosphatase superfamily (branch 2) protein. The coding region runs from base 1 to 1764 and encodes 587 amino acids. Lineage: Eukaryota; Apicomplexa; Conoidasida; Eugregarinorida; Gregarinidae. The record is from RefSeq and is a predicted model, not a curated record. Gene Ontology annotation, molecular function: phosphatase activity. Gene Ontology annotation, biological process: dephosphorylation. The transcript is spliced from 2 exons.